AUGCGGUUCCUCUACAUGCUUCUCGCGCUCGUGGUUAGCUUACUGGCUGACAAUGAAGUUUAUGUUGUGGCAUUUAAAGAUGACACGAAGACGAAUUCAACACCAGCGUUUACCAGUGAAGUGCGCACUCUCGAAUCCACUCCCAUGAAAGAAGAACGUACGCAUGGUCAUGCGGUUGCGGCAGUCCCACACAAUAUUGUAACAACGCCUGAUAGCCCGAAAAAGAAGACAAAUUCCAAAUAUUACAACAAUGGCGUUAAGCAGCGCAUUGAACGUUUCUUCGAUCGAUAUUUUGGCAUCGGGGACGGCGUCACGCAUGGAGCAGCGAGGCUUUAG
Plasmopara halstedii is the source of this 336-nucleotide messenger RNA. Its product is annotated as RxLR-like protein. NCBI's taxonomy places the organism in Eukaryota, Oomycota, Peronosporomycetes, Peronosporales, Peronosporaceae. The record is from RefSeq and is a predicted model, not a curated record. The transcript has a single exon. Bases 1 to 336 code for a protein of 111 amino acids.